AUGUGUUAUCUCGGUUCUUCAACACAUGGAAGAUGUUGUUGCUGCAUUCCUCUGGGAAUUUCUGGAACAAUUACAUCUCUGUUAUUAUUGGCAUCGGGGAUCUUCACGACAUGCCAAUUUUCACAGACUCCUAACCAAGAAAUAGGUGGUUUAACAUCAUCAGCAUUGUUUACAGGUGUUACGCUUCUAUCAUUCCUAUGCUUUUAUUGUGGUCCAGGAGGAGCAGGAUUUGCAUACUUUGCAACCCAAUUUACAGCAAUUGUAGUGACUUUUCAGAUAAUAUACCAGUGGUGUCUUUGGAGCUAUAGUUUCUUGCAGGUUGGACAUUUCUUGAUAGGGUUUAAAAUGGCUUUUAUUAUUACCAUUAUUUGGAUUGCAACCCUAAUCGUUAAUAUUAUCUCCAUUACAAUUUUCAGAUCUACUUGGGAGAUUAAAAUUCAGGGAGGAAGCACAUGGAAGUUAAAGAAUGCCCAGGAAGUGAGGCUUAAAAACCUAGAAAACGCUGUAGGAUUAUAA
Messenger RNA from Cryptosporidium ubiquitum, 516 nucleotides. RefSeq lists its product as uncharacterized. The record is from RefSeq and is a predicted model, not a curated record. Lineage: Eukaryota; Apicomplexa; Conoidasida; Eucoccidiorida; Cryptosporidiidae. Bases 1 to 516 code for a protein of 171 amino acids. The transcript has a single exon.